Messenger RNA from Ceratitis capitata (Mediterranean fruit fly), 2187 nucleotides. It is a transcript of the gene NC2alpha, whose product is annotated as putative GPI-anchored protein pfl2. The coding region runs from base 517 to 2109 and encodes 530 amino acids. Gene Ontology annotation, cellular component: negative cofactor 2 complex; nucleus. Gene Ontology annotation, biological process: transcription by RNA polymerase II; negative regulation of transcription by RNA polymerase II; positive regulation of transcription by RNA polymerase II. Gene Ontology annotation, molecular function: protein heterodimerization activity; RNA polymerase II general transcription initiation factor activity; core promoter sequence-specific DNA binding. The transcript has 3 exons. The record is from RefSeq and is a predicted model, not a curated record. NCBI's taxonomy places the organism in Eukaryota, Metazoa, Arthropoda, Insecta, Diptera, Tephritidae.
UGUGCUUGGCAGAGAACGUAAAACAUAUAUUUACGUUCUCUGUGCUUUGGUCGUCAUAUCAAAUAGAAGAAAAUCUAAGCCGUGUCAAUUUUUCGUGUCUAGAAUUUUUAACUACAGGAAAAACAAUUAACUGUGUUAUCAUUUUUCUACUAAAUUUCAAUUUUUUUUACUUAUUUAACGUGACGUGAAAAUAAAAAGCUUUUCUAGUAACCUGUCAAAAGUGCUUCAGUUGUACAAUAGCCACAUUACAAACAGCAACCCCUCCAUUUAGAAUUAGAACAACAAAACCAAUAAAUAUACAAGCACUGUGACGCUGCCAACGCCAGCGCUGACGUUGUCAUCGGUAACAACUACGUUGAGGAAGUAGUAAUUUUGGCGAACGUUGGCGGUGGCAGCAGCAAAGUUAUAAGUAGAUAUCCAAGCAUUCGAAUUAUUGAUCAGUAAAUCUAAUAGUAUUGUGUUUGUUGCUACUUUACGAAAAAAGAUUGAUAAAAGCGAUAAGUUUAUUAUUUCAACAUGCCUUCGAAGAAGAAGAAAUACAAUGCGCGUUUUCCGGCGGGUCGCAUCAAGAAAAUUAUGCAAAGUGACGAAGAGAUUGGAAAGGUGGCCCAAGCUGUUCCUGUUAUAAUUUCUAGAACAUUAGAGCUGUUUGUGGAAUCGCUUUUAAACAAGACAUUGAGAAUAACAAAUUCUCGCAAUGCUAAAACCUUAUCCACAUCCCAUCUGAAGCAGUGCAUCAUGUCGGAACAGCGUUUCGAUUUCCUGCGUGAGUUGGUGAAGAAUGUGCCUGACAUCAGUGUGGCGGAAGAAGCAGCCAACUACAAUGAAUUGGACGGCCAGAGUUCACCCGAAGAUGUUUAUCCCGAUUCGGAUACACCAUUCGAUCUGAGUAUGCCGUCCACGUCAAGUGGGCGCAACAAUAACAAUCGCACGAUUCCAACAACUCCGAAAAUCAACGGUGGACAAACACAUUACCAGUACAAACAAACACAAUAUCAAUUACCACCACAAAAUGGUAGUGGUAGCAGCAGCAGCAGCAGCAGCAGCAGCCGUAACAAUACUUUUGAAUCAGAUGUCAGGCAACGUAUACGCCAAUGCAUUGGUAGCACACAGAGUGUCAUAAUGCAUACGGCGUCUGUUACACAAACUCAAUCAGUCACAAAUGCAGCACUACCACCAUCCACAACAUCCGCACCUGCAACUUUGACUCCCAGCACAUUGCCGUCAACAGAUAGGAGUGCUGCUUAUGGUAAUUACGUACAACCUUUGAAAUUAAUGCGUUCCGAAUCCUCACCUGCCAAAUCAUCCCAGAAUAUGUGGCAUGUCGCCCCAAAUGCUGAUAGACAACAGCAUGUGGGUCAGAAGCGUCUUCGACAUCAGGCACAGUCAGUGCCCGGCAACAAUAAUAAUGACAAUUGUAAUGAUGUAUCGGCGGCAAAGCAGGAUAAACGUGAUAAUGUUAAGACACAAACACAUUCGCAAACUGCCAUACCUGCGCCUAUAUUCAGCUAUGAUCUCUGUAACAAACCCGUGGUGAAGAUCGAUUACAGCAAUUUGCCGCUUGUGGGCAAUGUACCAUUGAGUGCACCUGUGACAAAUGCCACUAGUUAUAAUUUUAGUGAUGCCGCACCCAUCAUCAACAUUGAUUUGUCCAACAUCGUGACGAACAGUGGUGAUAAUAAAAUCGCUAGUGCUAACAAUAAAGCGUCCACAGCUGCAGUAGCAACAAUAAGCAUUGGCGCUUUACCAGCUGACAUGGCAACAACUGUUGCAACAACGCUUAGCAGUGCGUCCAGCAAAAUGUGUGCUGCCAUAGCGACACCACCGACCGCCAAUCCGCCCUUAAAUCGAUCAGAUUGUAAAAUAGACUCUAACAAUACAAUUAAAGAGAUCACAUCAUCUUCGGCGUCGUCGCCUAGUUGUUCACCGUCAUCAUCCGCUGCAUCGACGUCGACUAAUAGCCAUCAAGGUGGCAGUUGUAAAAGUUUAUUUAAAGCUUCGAGCGAUAUAAUGGCAAAAAUGACUGUACCAGGAACAACUACGUUGAAUACAAAUUGUAAAAAUUCGAAUUCUUGUUUGGAAUUAGACGAAGACUAUGACAAUAUUUGAAUUUAAUGUUUUUAGUUUUUGAAAAUUAACAUUAGCGUUGAAGAAUAUUUUCCUUUUUUUAAUAAAUUCAGACUACCA